UCUGAGAGAUCGGCUGCUGUUCUUCAUCUGUUCAUUAGAUCAGUCUGAGAGAUCGGCUGCUGUUCUUCAUCUGUUCAUAAGAUCAGUCUGAGAGAUCGGCUGCUGUUCUUCAUCUGUUCAUUAGAUCAGUCUGAGAGAUCGGCUGCUGUUCUUCAUCUGUUCAUAAGAUCAGUCUGAGAGAUCAGCUGAGAUGAUCACAGUGAAAUCAUCACAAUCAGAAUUCAGGAUCAUCAGCUGAUCUUCAGGAUGGUGUUCUUCACAUCCGGAGAGUCGUCGAAGAAAGCUUGAGUGGAGAAACAUGUGCUGAUGUGUCGUGGAUGUCGGGUGUCGUCCUGCAUCGACUGCGGGAAAGUUUUGGGGUUAGAUGUUUGUGCAGAUGUGUUGUGUAGAUGUGUGUGUGUGUUGAGUGUGACUGAUGUAUUGGGGUUUGUUCACAUGGGCGACAAUUACAAGAACCACAACAAGUUCAUCAGGAAAGAUCAGAAAUAUGGAGGGAAAGAUUUCCAGGUGAAAGCCAUUAAAGGCGACGUGAAGCAGCAUCAGUGGAUUCAGAGGAUCCAGGAGGCCAUGAACAGACCCGGCGUUGAGUAUAGACUGCGUCAGGUUCUGGAUCAGGUCAGCUCGUACAAUAACGUGCCCAGGAAGAGAGCAAAGUUUGAGAAUUGGAUGGAGAACAGUCUGAUGAUACACAACCUCAGUUUAGUGGAGCAGGACGUCAGUCAAAAUAACCAUUCGACACUCCGUGAACGAGACAGAUCCACUGAGAAUCAAACAAACCUCAAUAACGGAGCUGCUGCUGAGCUGAAUGAAGAAAAUAACACGAGCAAACGGGAGAAGAAACAAACAAAAGAGUUCUGAGGAGACCUCCGAGCAGAACGGAGUAAACACCUGCGAGAAACACAAGAGAUCAGAACAAGAAGAGUCUGACCAAUCAGAGAGUGUUUACCCUGAGGGGGAGGAGUCAGUGUAUCAGAAGGCCGUCUGUGGAGAGAUUAGUUGUUUAAGGUGGAGGGGUGGGGGUGUAAGGGCUGAAUUGGACUCUUGUGUGGGACAUUCUUUCACUCUCGGGGCAGAGUUAAGCUGGCCCGCCACACAGAGGCUCCAUACAGGUGUGAGCGCUCCCCGGGUCAAGACUCGUCGCAGUCCGGUUUCCAUGUGGAGAAUGGAACGCCUGUUUGUGACUCAGACACCAGUGUGUGUGUGUGUGUGUGUGUGUGUGUGUGUG
Xyrauchen texanus (razorback sucker) is the source of this 1225-nucleotide messenger RNA. Its product is annotated as cell growth-regulating nucleolar protein-like. The record is from RefSeq and is a predicted model, not a curated record. Gene Ontology annotation, molecular function: DNA binding. Gene Ontology annotation, cellular component: nucleolus. Bases 307 to 858 code for a protein of 183 amino acids. The transcript has 6 exons. Lineage: Eukaryota; Metazoa; Chordata; Actinopteri; Cypriniformes; Catostomidae. Gene Ontology annotation, biological process: rRNA processing; negative regulation of transcription by RNA polymerase II.